Truncatella angustata is the source of this 925-nucleotide messenger RNA. RefSeq lists its product as uncharacterized. Bases 145 to 495 code for a protein of 116 amino acids. The transcript has 3 exons. The record is from RefSeq and is a predicted model, not a curated record. NCBI's taxonomy places the organism in Eukaryota, Fungi, Ascomycota, Sordariomycetes, Amphisphaeriales, Sporocadaceae.
CGAAGCUUGACCCCUGCAGCGUCUCGUCUCCAAUUGAACCUCAACACCAGACCAACCCAAUCCAAUCCAUUUCGAACACGCCCGACUGCGACACCGUUCACGUCACAUAACAAACAUCGACCUUUCCCAUUUUCACCACCCAAUAUGUCUGCACGCCUUGCCUCCGCAGGCGCUCGAAGCCUCUUCGCAGCUUCUCAACCCAUGCGAUCGACCGUAACCCGAACCUUCAGCUCGACUUCCAAGCUUGCCGAUACUACCGUUGCUUUGCCGGCUCGCAAGCCUGUCGGUGCCUUCCGAGGAGGUCUCUUCGGCUUCCUGCUCGGCAGCACACUUGCCGGCGCCGGUGUCUACGGUUAUGUUCUACAAGAGUACAAGGCAUCGAACGAGCUCCUGACCGAGGAUAUAUAUGCGCUUCAGGCCAGCUGCCAACGAUUGAGCAAGUACGUCCAGGCGUUGGAGGAAAAGAUGGAUGCUUCUGAACGAAGAAGGAAAUGAGCGAGGAGUCUUGCGUGCUGUUUGGAACGCCAGGGAGGAAUAUGGGACUUGCAACGGAACGUGACGAGAGCAUGCCUUUCUUAAACUGGUUCAACAAGGGCGAGCGUGGCUAAGCAAGAGACUGUACAACAAUAUUCACGAGUCUGUACAAUGGCAUAUUUCCGCGACCACACAAAAAGUUUGCUCCUUCUUUCAAAAUGCAACGUAAUUGCUGCAUCUGACACCUGUCGUUGGCAGCUCGUGUCGUGAAUGCUACUUGCUCUCAGUAGAAGAAGAGGGCAUCGUGCAAUAUAUUCAUGCCGAACAAUGCUUGUAUCUUUUCACGUCGAAGCAGACUCUAACAAGGUUUGGGACGAAGUACAUAUACCCAGUCAUCAGAGAUUGGUGGGCAAGCCAAGUACUGCUUUGACAAGGACAUCGAUCAAGGCGC